Molecule: messenger RNA, 933 nt
Organism: Podospora pseudocomata
Lineage: Eukaryota; Fungi; Ascomycota; Sordariomycetes; Sordariales; Podosporaceae
Product: transglycosylase
Exons: 1
Coding region: 1-933 (310 amino acids)
Biological process (GO): carbohydrate metabolic process; fungal-type cell wall organization
Cellular component (GO): fungal-type cell wall
Molecular function (GO): hydrolase activity, hydrolyzing O-glycosyl compounds; glycosyltransferase activity
Source: RefSeq, a predicted model, not a curated record
AUGACAAUCAACGUCGACUUCCGCCGCGGCUCGGUCGACUCCUUCAUCGCCUCCGGCGGCGCCCCCUCCUACUCCUCUGACGGCGUGACAUUCUCCGUCUCCCGCCCCGGCGAAGCCCCCCAGCUCUCCUCGCUGUUCUACAUCAUGUUUGGCAGGGUGGAGGUAACGAUGAAAGCCGCCCCCGGAGCCGGGAUUGUCUCCUCGCUAGUCUUGCUGUCGGACACGUUAGACGAGAUUGAUUUCGAAUGGCUAGGCGCAGACGACAGUGAAGUGCAGACGAAUUACUUCUCAAAGGGGCAGACGACGACGUAUAACAGGGGGCAGUUCAACCCUGCGCCGAAUAAUCAGGGGGAGUUUAUCACUUAUAUUAUUGACUGGACGCCGCAGAGGAUUCAAUGGUAUGUUGGGGGGACGUUGGUCAGGACGUUGGGGUAUGAUGAGGCGGAGGGGCAGUUUCCUCAGACGCCGAUGCAGGUUAAGUUUGGGGCUUGGUCUGGGGGGGACAGCGCGACGAAUCCUCCUGGGACGGUGGAGUGGGCUAGGGGCCCGACGGAUUACUCUCGAGGGCCGUUUAGUAUGGUUGUGAGGGGUGCGGUGGUGACGGAUUAUAGCACGGGGAAGAGUUAUACUUAUGGGGAUAAUAGUGGGACGUGGCAGAGUAUUAGGUCGGAGGGGGGGAAGGUUUAUGGGAAUAGUGGUGGGGCGGGGGGGAUUACGGUUACGGCGAGCGCGGCGCCGGUGGCGACGGAUGUGAGUCCUACUGUCCCGGUUGGGGGGAUUGGGCAGGGGAAUACGGCUACGCAGACGGGGUGGCCUUGGGAGCCUACCGGGACGGAUGGGGGGAGGGGAGGGCAGGGGGCGAUUCCGGAGGGGUGGAGGAUUACGCCGGAUGGGAAGUUGAGGCCGGUUGGGGGUAGCACUGUGAGUGAGUAA